UCAAAGUACAACAGGCCAUACAAAAUACACAAUGAAAUGAAAUAAAAGAAUUGCUCAUCUCAUAUGUCGUCAUCCAGGACUUCAUUUAUUCAUUUCCUAACAAUGUUUCGGUGUAUAAUAUAACUAUAAAUGCGGUGUAGUAUAUGUGAUGACGACACAUUACUGUAAAAGUAACAAGUUUAUUCAUUAACAUCAAAACAAUCAGUAUUACAGUCACAGUAAACUUAAACAAAACGGAAAUUGAUUUCGAAGAAUCGCUACGCACGUUCACAGAGUCAAGGUAUUAUUGUGUGAAAAAAGUAUGCGUCAUAUAAAAACCAACUUAAGUUGAAUCUGCUCCUGCGCAUGCAGCAGUUAAUUCUUGAUCUUGAGCCAAUGGUGCAUAAAAUACGGCGCUCGUCGAUGCCAAAAAUUAGUUUCGGUCCAACACGCACCGAAUACACACGCAUAGUUUGCCUGAGCUUAAAAGUUAAAACUUAAAACAAACUGGUUGUAUAUUUUUACAGUGGAAUUUAGCAUAAAACUUAAAUUAUUCAAAACCAACGAAUUGUAAAUAAUGGAUCCGUUGGAAGUGCAACUUACUGAAUUCUAUCCUAAAGACAAUGCAAAGGCUUGCAAUACUGAAGAAUAUGAUUUAGUUCAAAACCCAGACAUGCCUACACCGAUUUUUCGCCGUGGAUGUAAUAUUUACUUCGCGGUUCGUUUCAAUCGCGAGUUUAACCCAGAAGAAGACAUUGUUCGCAUUGGUUUUGGCUUUGGUGCUAAGCCGCACGUUCUUAAAGGAACUCGUGUAAUCCUUCCUUUACUCAUUGAUCAGAAACAUCUUCCUCGAAACCCAACAAAAUGGGGCCUAUGCAUGACCAGCCACGAAGGUGACACUAUUACUCUUCAAGUACAUAUUCCUCCGAAUGCUCAAGUGGGAAUCUGGUCGUGCACAAUUCAAACCAACAUUAGAGGCCAACAACCUCGUAAUGAUUACAAAGUAGAAGAUGAUAUCUACGUGCUUUUUAAUCCUUGGUGCCCACAAGAUGGUGUUUAUAUGGAGAAUGAGGAAGAACGUAAAGAGUAUAUUUUGAAUGAAAAUGGAAAGAUUUGGUGUGGAACUUUUAAGAAACCAAGCGGAAAGAGGUGGAUCUUUGGUCAGUUUGAUGAUGUGACCCUACCAGCAGCUUGUUUGCUCUUGGAACGAUCGGGGUUAGCUCCUGCUGAUAGAGGAAGUCCUGUUUUGAUUGCUAGGGCCAUUUCUGCAGUGAUUAAUUCUGUGGAUGAUAAUGGUUUGCUAGAAGGUCGUUGGGAUGGCGAGUACUCUGAUGGUACCAGUCCCCACGCUUGGACUGGAUCAGUUUCCAUCAUGGAUCAAUAUUUAAGAACAGGUGGACAACCCGUGAAAUACGGUCAAUGUUGGGUGUUUUCUGCUGCAGUAGUGACAGUUUGCAGGACAUUGGGCAUACCUUGUAGGUCCACCACUAAUUAUGUCAGUGCUCAUGACACUAAUUGCUCUCUCACGGUUGAUAAAUAUUAUGAUUUGUUUGGAAACAAAAUUGAGAACGGUCCGGAUGGAGAUUGUAAUGAUAGUUGUUGGAACUUCCAUGUAUGGAACGAUGUCUGGAUGACACGUCCUGAUCUCCCGGUUGGUUAUGGCGGAUGGCAGGUUAUUGAUUCCACACCUCAGGAACAAAGUGAUGGGAUGUUUCGUUGUGGGCCUGCUUCCGUUGAAGCUGUGAGACGAGGUGAAGUUGGAUAUUUGUACGAUACUCCAUUUGUGUUUUCUGAAGUAAACGCUGAUAUUUGCAACUUCCAAGAAGACGAGACAUCUGAUUGGGGAUUUUCAAGAAUGUCAAUUAAUCAGUAUCAUGUUGGUAGAAAAAUUGUAACUAAAACUCCCAACGAAGAUGAUGACGAAGGAGAUUCUGAUCUCAUGGAUCUCACCAGAACAUUUAAAAACGCUGAAGGAACUGAAGCAGAACGUUUAGCAGUCUAUAAUGCCGUGAAAGGUGUCCCGAAAGCACAGCAGUUCUAUGAAAUUCCCACACCUGAACAAGAAGAUGUUUUCUUUGACUUAGUUGAUAUUGAUGCCAUCCCAUUCGGUGAUAGUUUCGAUGUGGUUGUGAAUAUUCAAAACAACUCAAAUCACAUCAGGAAUAUUAGCGCUGUUUUAUCGGCAUCGAGUGUCUUUUACAAUGGAGCAACAGCUAAACCUAUUAAAAGGGCUCAGGGAGUGUUUGCUGUAAAAGGAGGGGAAACGGAAGUGCUUAGAAUACAUGUCACAAAAGAUGACUACAUGGAUAAGCUAGUAGAUCACAAUCUGAUUAAAAUUUACUCCAUUGCUAAUGUAAAGGAAACCAGGCAGACAUGGAGUGAGGAAGAUGAUUUCACCAUGACCAAACCAACAAUCGCGGUUGAACCACAAAAUGAUUUUCAUGUGGGAGAAGAAAAUGUUGUUACUUGCUCAUUUGUUAAUCCACUAGCUGAUGACUCGCUAGUUGAAUGCACCUAUUCCAUUGAAGGUCCAGGAGUGACUAAACCGGAAGUAACCGCGUAUCCCGAUGUAGGACCAGGUGAAACUGUCACUUUCGAAGGAGUAUUUACUCCGAGGCGACAAGGACAGCGAAAAGUAGUGGCUACGUUUACAUCGAAACAACUUCAUGGUAUCUGCGGAUCUAAAACUAUUCAGAUUACAUAAAAAGUUAUAUUUAAAACUAAUAUUUUUAUAUUUAUAUUUUAUUGAACAUGUGCCAAUGCAACAAAGUUAUAAAUUAUUGAAAAUUAAUUGGACUUUGCGAAAUUCACUUUAGAAUUAAGUGAAUUGUAAUUGCAUUGAUUAAAUAUUAAACCUGCAAUUUUCUUCAAAA
This is a messenger RNA of Dalotia coriaria, 2852 nucleotides long. RefSeq names its product hemocyte protein-glutamine gamma-glutamyltransferase-like. The transcript has 6 exons. NCBI's taxonomy places the organism in Eukaryota, Metazoa, Arthropoda, Insecta, Coleoptera, Staphylinidae. Gene Ontology annotation, molecular function: protein-glutamine gamma-glutamyltransferase activity. Gene Ontology annotation, biological process: peptide cross-linking. The record is from RefSeq and is a predicted model, not a curated record. The coding region runs from base 557 to 2683 and encodes 708 amino acids.